Messenger RNA from Setaria italica (foxtail millet), 529 nucleotides. Its product is annotated as zinc finger CCCH domain-containing protein 66-like. The record is from RefSeq and is a predicted model, not a curated record. Gene Ontology annotation, molecular function: mRNA binding; metal ion binding. The transcript is spliced from 3 exons. Lineage: Eukaryota; Viridiplantae; Streptophyta; Magnoliopsida; Poales; Poaceae. The coding region runs from base 118 to 465 and encodes 115 amino acids.
GGAUGGACGGACGCCUGCCGCUUGGCUUGCGCUCCUCCUCCUCCUCUCGCCUCGCGUCGCUUCUCCCCCACUCCACUCCCUCGCGGCGCCCUCUGAUCUGAUGCCGGGGAGGCCCUGAUGGCGGCGGCGGGAGCUGGAGCGGGCGGCGGCGGGGGAACCGGGGGCGGGGAGGGGUCCUCCUCCUCCCCGGCGGGCGUCGCGAUCGGGCCCCACCACCACGGGUCCGCGGAAGAGGCCAUGUGGCAAAUGACUUUAGGAGGAGGAGAAUCUAUGGAACAUGGUCCCUUCCCUGAGCGAAUUGGAGAGCCUGACUGUAGUUAUUAUAUGAGGACUGGACUUUGUAGAUUCGGGGCAACCUGCAAGUUCAAUCACCCGCCAAACAGGAAGCUGGCUGUUGCUGCUGCAAGGAUGAAAGGGGAGUAUCCUUAUAGAGUUGGUCAACCUGAGUGUCAAGUGAGUUUUUAGUUUUUAAGUGGCUGCCUAGAUCGUCCUUUGUCUUCAUUUAAAAUUUUGAAACCAUGUGAUGUAC